Scophthalmus maximus (turbot) is the source of this 2502-nucleotide messenger RNA. It is a transcript of the gene ccnd3, whose product is annotated as cyclin D3. Gene Ontology annotation, cellular component: cytoplasm; nucleus; cyclin-dependent protein kinase holoenzyme complex. NCBI's taxonomy places the organism in Eukaryota, Metazoa, Chordata, Actinopteri, Pleuronectiformes, Scophthalmidae. The record is from RefSeq and is a predicted model, not a curated record. The transcript has 5 exons. Gene Ontology annotation, biological process: positive regulation of G1/S transition of mitotic cell cycle; mitotic cell cycle phase transition; regulation of cyclin-dependent protein serine/threonine kinase activity. Gene Ontology annotation, molecular function: cyclin-dependent protein serine/threonine kinase regulator activity. Bases 757 to 1884 code for a protein of 375 amino acids.
GCACACAAGUUGUUAGUAACUAAAAAUGAAUUUAUUUUAAAGAAAUUUAAAAGACACUAAAUCGAAAUACAACCAAAAGACCGAAUGCCACCAGCUUGUAGUGUAGUGCAGCUGGACGAGCUGAGGUGAACGUCCCUGACGACCAAGUUCCUCCCAUCAGAGCCUGUCAGAGAGGGUCCUUUAAUUUGAAUAUGUUCAGCUCAGUUGUCAUAUGCUAAUUAGAUAUGGUUUGUGGUUUUUGAAACCUUUAUUAUGCUUGUAUCAGCAAAAUAAUUUAAUUUUGAUUAUACUAGAUAUCCUCUGACAUCGUGGGCCAGUCUGUUCUUUUGCUUCUUGAAACGUAUCAGUUAUAAUAAAUGAAAAAACUUUAUAUCAGUAAACACACACAAACACCAUUCAUUCCCAGAACGUACAUUAUUAAAUAUGUAAUAAAGUUACUAAUAAAUGUCAAAAAUACUUGGCUAAUAAUCGAUACCUGAAUAAGAAAUUGAAUCUAAUGUUUAUGAUGAGACUCUCCUAACAAGUGUGAAUAUGAAAUCCAAGUCUGUGAAGACACAAGAUCAAUGUGUUACGUUCACGUUCAGCUUUAAAAAGCGGAUUCACAGUUUUGUAAAAACUAAGUCCUGUGUGACUGUCGUCAUUUUGUGGACGAGGAGCAAACACGAAAUGCAUUUCUUGUUAGAUUUGUUCGAAAAGACCAAAGAUCAAGUCCUGUUUGGUUUCUAAAAGCCAAUUUGGCGCCUUGUGGAUCUUUUUAUGGGUUUGUUUGAAACAUGGCGGCGGUUCGUGACCGGCGACGGUGCGUUCAGCUCAGCAGGCAGACGAGCGGCCUCGGCUAACCGCGAGCUGCACGCACCACUGUGGGGCUCACACGGAAACCUUUCUGUAUUCAACGUCAUUUCAAUGGACGACGAACACCGUCGGAGCGGUCCCGCCGGUGAGACGCACAGUGCUGCGGUGCUCCGGGCGGGCAGCGACCCGGCCGUGACCGGCGACCCCAGAGCGCUGCGCCGCCUGACGGCCGCGGAGCGGCGCUGCGGGCUGGAGCCGCGCGUCGGCCGCGCGCACACCGACCUCGAGCCGCGCACGAGGAGGGUGCUGACCGAGUGGAUGUUCCAGGUGUGCGAGGAGCAGAGGUGCGAGGAGGAGGUGUUCCCGCAGGCGGUCCGUUACCUGGACACCUACCUGGGCCGCUCCGCCGUCGACACGUGGCACCUGCAGCUCGUGGGGACCGUGUGCAUGUUCCUGGCCUCCAAGAUGAGAGAGACCGUCCCCCUGACCGCCGGCCGCCUCUGUGUCUACACAGACAACUCGGCGUCGGUCUCAGACCUGCUGUGUGUCUGUGUGUGUCUGUGUGUGUGUGUGUCUUUGCAGCAGUGGGAGGUGGCAGUGGUGUCCGGGUUGGACUGGUGUCUGGCCUCCGUGGUGCCCUCUGACUUCCUGGAGCCCAUCCUUCAGGCUCUCCCCUUCGUUCGGCCCUUCCACUGUCCAAACAUGCGCAGGCAUGUUCACUCCUACAUUGCUCUGGCAGCCACCGGUAAUCUGUCACGCUCAUCUCUAGACCACAGGUUCUCUGUGUUCUUGCCCUCCACCGUUGCAUGUGCCUGUGUGAGCAUUACCAUGCAGAGGGUCAAGUUGGAGGACCUUGCCGUCUCCUCUGAUUCAGUGAUGAUGUUUUUGGCCAAGCUUUUGGCCAUUGAUCUGUUCUUUUUCUUUUUCUUAAAUAUGACCCUGAACAGAAGUCGGUCCUUCUCUGCUAUGACCAGCUAUGGAGUGUGCUGGAGCUCCGCCUACCCACCUGUUUACAGGACAGUGUUUGCAGACCAAGAGCACACAGCUCAGAGAUCAGCUACACCCCUGCUGACAUUCACAAUGUUGUAUUGACACCACUGACAACACACAAAAACACCCUCCCACGAGUAGACCAGUUAGAUGUACAGACACGAGAGAGAGAACCAGAAGCCUGAAUACCAGGCAGAAUGUGUGCCGGUAUUGGUUUUAAGUGUUCACCCUGUUGCUUUAUUUUGCAAUUGCUGAAGCAACUUUGAAAUAUAUGAUUCUCAUUGUGCUUUUCAACUAAUCUACUAUUUCAUUGUAUUGCACGGAAUCCUUGUUUGCACAUUUUAAUUGUGAUAUUUUUUUUUUUGCGUUUGUCUGUAUACAACAUAGAUUGUUCUGAUUCUUUAAAUGGAUGUUUUUUCAUUACGCUAUUGUACUGUGUAUAAAGGAGUUCUGUUUAACUGUGACAUAGACGAUCUGUAUGUACAGUAGGUCAGUAACCACAUUAGCCAUCACUUAAGUUCUUUGUUGUUGUUGUUUUUAUUGAUUUCCUAAUACCGGUCACAACAUGGCAGAUCAUAUUGCUCACAUAAAUGAUAGGCCAGUUAACUUUGGCAAACAGGGUUUUGUUGUCGUCAAAGAGAAAAAAACAAAAAAACAUUAACAGAGCCAGAUGCAUAUUAAGUUAUACAAAAAAAAAAUUAAACCUGUCUUCCCAGAAAA